Molecule: messenger RNA, 2476 nt
Organism: Pyrus x bretschneideri (Chinese white pear)
Lineage: Eukaryota; Viridiplantae; Streptophyta; Magnoliopsida; Rosales; Rosaceae
Exons: 13
Coding region: 52-2172 (706 amino acids)
Molecular function (GO): protein-disulfide reductase activity; RNA-DNA hybrid ribonuclease activity; nucleic acid binding
Source: RefSeq, a predicted model, not a curated record
GCCUCUCUGUUUUCCGAAACUUUUACAAUCCAUCGUCCUCCGGUAAUUGUGAUGAACUGCUUGUCUCAAGUUUCGUCCUACACAACCGCCAUUUUCAGAACCAAGUCCUGCUUCGUCGCGGCGGCGAGUUCUUCUCUAUGCGCACCUCUUCCCUGGAGAACAAAAUUCAACCGUCCGAUUGGGAUUAAGUCUAUCAACUUAGAAUCAACGAAAUUCCAUGUCCAGCUCUACUCCUCUCGAAGCGAAAGCAGCAGCAGCAGCAAGACGACGUCGCUUCAUUCGCGGAGAAAUUCCGGACCCGAACCGGUUACUGAACCGGAAAAAGACGCCUUUUAUGUAGUUCGCAAAGGGGAUAUCGUCGGUGUUUAUAAGAGCUUCAGCGAUUGCCAGGCCCAGCUUGGUUCUUCGAUAUUUGAUCCUCCCGUUAGUGUGUACAAAGGGUACUCUUUGACUGAGGAAACUGAAGAUUAUCUCGUUUCGUUUGGACUUAAGAACGCAAUUUACACCAUCAGAGCUGAGGAUUUGAAGGGCGAUCUUUUCGGCAAGCUUCUGCAUUGCCCUUGUCAAGAUCCAACAUCUUCAAAAGAUGAAACAUCUGCGCUGGAUGCAUCCGAAAAGAGACCCCAUGAAGUGCCUGGGUCGGAAAAUGUGGAAGUAAUUGGUUCAACUUCCAUAUUAGAAGAUCAAUUCAGAAAGCAUGUCGAAAUAGAACAAUUCACUGAAUCGCUACCCUUGGACACUGAGUCUUGUAUUCUUGAGUUUGAUGGUGCAUCAAAAGGAAAUCCUGGACUAGCGGGUGCUGGAGCUGUGUUGCGAGCUGAUGAUGGAAGUUUGAUUUGUAAAAUUCAUGAAGGUCUUGGUGUUAGAACCAAUAAUGUUGCUGAGUACCGAGCUCUGAUUCUAGGGCUAAAAUAUGCUCUUAAGAAAGGUUUUACUAAGAUUCGUAUCAAGGGUGACUCCAAGCUCGUCUGUAUGCAGGUUCAGGGAUUAUGGAAGGUCCGAAACCAAAACAUGUCUGAUUUGUGUGAAGAGGUGAAGGAACUGAAGGAUAAAUUUGUCUCGUUCCAGAUCAGUCAUGUUCUCAGGGAACAAAAUUCGGAGGCAGAUGCUCAAGCAAACUUGGCAGUCCGUCUUAGCGACGGUCAAGUCCAAGAGGAGGAGUUUGGGAAGAUCUUUGGCCUUCCAGCUGUGUGUAUGACGACCAGUGUGGCUUCGGUGGUGCUUUGCUACUAUGUGGUUCAUGUGGCAUUAAUUAGCAGCACAGGAAUGAUUUCAGCUGAGAAACCUACCCCCAUUCCCCAUCUGCUAACGUUUCUAUCUUUCAAGGUAGAGCCGGGGAGCGGCGCCCGCGGUCAUAUAACUCGUGAUGCAAAGGGAAAUUCAGUUUUGCAAACUCGCACCCCGCAAAGAUGGGACUUGGAAGCCUCAGCAUACAGAAAAGGAACGACAGCCGGUGCCGCCGCUAAAACCCCUCAAAAACCAGAGCCAAAGAUGACGGCGGCAAGGCUGAUCAGAUUGCUGCCGAAACUUACAAAAACAAGAGCUUCACUUUCUUCUCCAUCUCCUUCGUUUAAAUGUCUAUUUUCUUCCAAAACACCGUUUCCGCAGGACAUCGUUUCGAGCACAGCUGCCGACCUCGCUGACAUGGGCGAAGAAGAAGAUGACGACGUGCCCAUCUACUCUAACCCGACUGCUUCCGCGGCGGCGAAGAUCAUGCUACCCACUAUCCUUCAGCCAGGCGUCGUGGUGUACGAUGGGGUCUGCCAUCUGUGCCAUGGAGGGGUGAAGUGGGUGAUCAAAGCAGACAAGUACAGGAAGAUCAAAUUCUGCUGCGUCCAAUCGGAAGCUGCCGAGCCUUACCUGAGAUUGUGUGGUCUUGAUCGAGAGGACGUUCUUCGUCGAUUUUUGUUCGUCGAAGGCCCGGGGCUUUACCACCAAGGCUCUACUGCUGCAUUGAGAGUAUUGUCUUGCUUGCCUCUCCCUUACUCUGCUUUGAGUGCUUUCAUGGUGAUCCCGACUCCUCUGAGAGAGAUGAUCUAUGAUUACGUUGCCAAGCGGCGCUACGACAUCGGUGGCAAGUCCGAAGAUUGCUUGGUUUUGCAAGAGAAAGAGCUGCUGGAGCGUUUCAUUGAUAGGGAAGAGCUGAUGGAUCGAGCUCCCCCGGAUUUGUAAUCAGUUUUAUGAAUGUGUUACUUGGUUUCACUCAAGUGCUUUUGGAAGUGUCAAACUGAGUAGCAUUGUCUUAAAAUGAUAUAUUACUCGUAAUUUCGCGUCGACUGCACUCGGGACGCUAAUGCGGCUGCCAAACUAAUAACGCAUUGUCGUUGUGGUGUCCCGAUCUAUCCACAAACCAAUGUCGACAGGAUAAUAUGGUUUCAAUCCAGGGUGUCAUGUUUUCUAACUUUUUAACGAUUAUUUUGUGGAAUUGUAUUGGGAUUAUUAUGAUAUUAUGAAAAAUAUGUAAUUAUCUUGAGCA